Molecule: messenger RNA, 399 nt
Organism: Eimeria mitis
Lineage: Eukaryota; Apicomplexa; Conoidasida; Eucoccidiorida; Eimeriidae
Exons: 4
Coding region: 1-399 (132 amino acids)
Source: RefSeq, a predicted model, not a curated record
AUGAUGAGCUUCAACAAGUUGUACGAAAAGAUGCUCGUUGAAUCCCAGCAGAUGGGCAGUGACGCGAUGAAGCUCCUGAAGGGUCAAGACGCCGCCCUGGAUAACCCGCAAGAGGAAGAAGCUGCAGCAAAGGAAUCCUUCUACAGAGCAGAUGAGGAGGAAAUGAACUACACCUCAAACAUUAAUCCUACGACUAUCACCACCCGCACCGACGUUGGUUCUGCGCCUCCACCCAAAAGAACGCCGCAAAUACUGGCUCCUCUUCUCUCAGCAUUUAUGAGUUUUCUGUUCGUUAUCACGGGUAUCUAUGCAGAAGCCCUCAAACUCGCACAACCAGAACUAGCAGCAGAAGCAGAAUCAGCUGCAGGGCAACAACUGAAAACAGCAACAGCAUUGUAA